UAUCAUACGUUGAUGCUCCUCUUCGGUCACUCACCGGUACUGUCUUCGCUGUGUCUUUCACUCGCCUGUCACUUGUUGUAGCAGCAGCUAGCUGCUAGCACUACUUUUAGAUGGCUGGCUCAAUUUAAGUUCAAUUAAAAACGCAUCAUUUGAGCACUUGGUUUUCCCGGAUGUCGCUUUUGACAUGCCUCGUUAGCCUAGCACUCUAUCCUCCAAUGAUGUGGUGGAAAUAGCUGCUAACGUUAGCCUUAUUAGCAACCUGACUAUGAUCUCAAUGAUUCACGUAACUUCAACAUAAGAGAGGAAAAACUGUAUAUUUGAUCUGUAGAUGCUCUGCGGAAUGUUGCCUGCAUGCAUCUCUAUGCUCAAUAGUGUGAUAUAAAUUCGACUCACUUUAGCAUUGGUAGAAAAUUCUACUCAUUAUCCAUGCUAAAAUACUUGCUUCUGAUUAUUUGAGAUAAAACACUGUUUGUUUUCGCGACAUACCAUUGUAGGUCAUUGAUUUAACCUGCUGACUCAUGUUUACCUCAUGUGCCUGAUCGAUAUGUCUGUCUUGGACAAAGUAGCUUUUCAACAACCGAUUAAAACCUGUCGCAAACCACAACAAGAGUGCACUUGUUGAACCGAAAGUGACAGAAUAAUGAAUCCGAAAAUGAUCACAUUUUUAUCACCAUUUUAUUAUAGCCUAACUCUCAGAAGUGAAAUAAGGUGUGUUUUGGAAAAGUCUCACUCAAAUAUAGCUUGUUUUGUAUUUGUUUCCCCAUAUAGUUAUAUUUAUGUCAUUAUAUUAACGUUUUAAAUGUCAUGUUUUCACAUAACUCUUGUGGUAGACUGCUUCAUCUCGUUUUUAUCACGGUUUAACACUUGAUUCGCGUUGUGUGAUAGAUUUUGGCAAAAUAGUAUUUGGACAGAAACAGAACUCAAUUUACUUAAAUUUACCCUUUCUAUUGCAGUGAAGCAAUUUAAUAAAAAGAAAAUGUACCGGAUACGUAGUGUGAAAUUGUAGAAUCCCUUAUUGCGUUAUUUCAAUCAACCAUUGCAACUUCAUCCUGCCCUCCUGCUCUACAUAAAUAAGAACCUCUAUAGCAGUAUUAUAAGUAAGAGCUAUAUAUCUAUAAGUAAGUGCAAUUUUAGCAUUCAUUCCGCCCUCCUACUCAUUCAGUGAAUGCUACUUUUCAAGCCACACUGGUUUUUCAUACAGAAAACUGUGUUUUGUCUUCAUGAUUCUGACAGCUGUAAUAAGCCUCAAGCUUGUUACACAAUAACCCAGAACUGAAUCCUCAACAACAGCUUUGUGUCUUAGCAAAUCCUGGAGUGAAGUGAACUGUGUGUGAAGGUCAAAGUAUAGCGUGGAAUUAAGUAUUAUGUAAUUUAUGGGAUUGAUUAUGUGCUGUGUUUCUACAAGAGGUUCCAUUAGAGAGUCAAAGGUUCUAAGGAAGACCAGUGCGGUGCCAACAUGGGAGCUGCGCUUUCCAGGUGGAAGAAGAGGAAGCAGAGGACAGGGUGAGAUGGAGGAGGAUGAUCCGCUGUGGCGACCCCUGAAGAGAGAAGCCGAAAGGAAAAGAAGAAGACUAUAUUAUUAUGAACACAGCAGCAGCAGUGUUGCUGGAACUGAAGAUUUCAUGUCAAAACCAGACACGGUAGAGCAGCUGGAGAACUUGGACAAGGAAAUUAAAGAACUGGAGGAGUUCAGAGCUAAAAAUCAACGUUUACAAAAGCUGUGGGUCGGCCGGCUGAUUCUCUGCUCCUCAGCACUUUAUCUGCUGACCAGUCUGAUCGUCUACUGCCUCUACUUACCUGAUCAAUGGCUGCAGAGAAUCAUCAUGGCACUGCCUUUCUUUAUAUAUCCAGUGCUGGUCUGGUUCAUCAGAAAAUUAUUGAUUUUCCUAUUUUCCAAACGCACUGAGAGGAACAGUGAUAAACUGGAAGAUUUAAAGGUGGCGAAGAGAAAGAUUCUGGAGGAAGUUAUGGAAAAGGAGACGUACAAAAAUGCAAAGCUCAUCCUGGAGCGUUUUGAUGCAGAGGCAAAGAGAAAAGCGGAGCUGGAGUCAACUCCAGUGCGUCCUCAGAUGACCCCCCUACCCGGUCAAGAGAUCAGGCAGAGAGGUGUUCCCAUGAGACCAAUGCCCAUGGGCAUGCCAGGCGGAAUGACAAUGACACCUCCGCCUGGUGUUCGCCCUCCAUUGGGACCAGGCUGCACACCAGUGGCUCCAGGUGGACCUCCAGAGAGAUCUGCACUUUCUGCUUCUAUGCUCCAGGGAGCAGCACCGAGGACUCCGUGCUCUCCUGUUCCUGGUGUUGGGCUGCACCCUCCUGGACCCCCUCUGGCCAGACCUAUUCUUCCCAAAGACCGGGGCGCCGUGGACAGAGUCAUUGAGUACCUAGUUGGGGAUGGACCACAGAACAGAUAUGCUUUAAUCUGCCAGCAGUGCUUUUCUCACAACGGCAUGGCUCUGAAGGAGGAGUUUGAAUUUUUGGCAUUCCGCUGUGCGUACUGCUUCUUCCUCAACCCGGCCAGGAAGACCCGACCACAGGCUCCUAAACUCCCGGAGUUCAGCUAUGAGCGGCGUCUGCGGGCAGAUUCGCGCUCACCGGGACCAUCUACCCGCUCGUGCACAGACACAGAGGAGAGUGCGCCCCCUUCAGGAGCUCGAGCUCCGGCUCCGUGGAACUUGGUCCACAGUUUCAGGAUCCAACCCAAGAACGCUCAGAACCGACCGACGCAGAGCCCAGAUGAGAGCGAGGCUGCCGAGGACGAGGGCCGUGCUGAUGAGGAGAGCAGAGUGGAAGAGAGGAGCCCAGAUGUGAAGGAGGAGCAGGGGGAGGAGGAGUGCAAGGACCAGGAGGACAGCAAGGACCAGGAGGACCCGGAGCACAGUCAGGACCCCCCGAGGGAGGUGGACCCCCGGGCCUCCUAGGCACAGUCCAGUCCGGUCACUACGGUCCAAAACAGUAGGUGGUUCUGCUCAUGAAGCCAGUCCAAGUGACGAUCAUUCGGAACCGAAAUGUCCUUCAUACCUAUCCAGUCGACAUGAGAGCCUCCUGGUUGCUGAAUAUCACCGACCUGUCCCACUCCUCACGGGUCGGUCGACAAGCCCAACGAUUGCAUCCUGAAAUUGGAACUCGAUUUAAAACUCUGAUCACUUUCUUCCCUUUUAUGUCGACAUAUUUUACCAGAAAUAUCAAACUUUAGAAUUUGCUUCACACCCCAAAUUCUUGUAGCAAAUCAGAGACCACUUCAGUAGUGACCCUUUACGCUCGAGUUGCUCUUCAUUGUGCUUGCUAGAGUUAACUACAUAACCCACAAUGCCCCUCUGCUCUUAGGAUUUCAAGCCCCUCCACUUAUUUAAGCUCCUGCACCAUAACAUUGUUAUUCAUAAGUUACAGUAGCACUCCGUUAAGGACAAACUAGUUAGCGAAACUACCAAUCGAGUGUUUGUUUGCCAAAUAUUUGUUUGACUUUCUGUGCACUGAAUAUUUUGUUGGCCUUUUCCUGUGUUUUUACUUCCUCUGUCAGGUUUCAUCAAUCGUUUCACUGAACAGUAGAGUCCAAGUUAUGAGUUAAUAUUUUGAGUUUUUCCUCUUCAUGAAAAACCUUUCUGGUUUUGCGAUUUCCUCCGACAAUCUCAGUGUUGAACUAAAAUGCUUAGUUUUAUUAGUAGCUGCUGCUUCGUAGGAUGAGCAGGAGGAAGUUUUUAUUCUUUCACUCACAUAUUCACAAGCCUUGUUCUUCCUGCCAUAAUAUGAAUUCCCGGCGAUCUUGAAGAAAAAUGUGACUAUAACUCCACAAAUUGACCGUCGUUUUAGCUAUCCACUUCAAAUUAGAAACAAAAUGUGCGACCAAGAUUGUUUCAUUAAAGUUGUGAAGAACCGUUACAGUUAAGAGGCCACUUAAGCAACAUCGCCAAGUAUACUGCGUUCAAGGUCAUGACCUUGAACACUGGGUGGGAAGCUAGUGUUUUAUUUUGAUGGCAGGGGAGGAAGCUUCCUUUUUAAUAACUCCAGAGUCCAGAGAGAUGAGCAGUAUUUGACUUUGCAUCUGCUGAUCAUUGGUCUGAAAAACUUAAUCUGUCGAUCAAGAGAAACUCCCUCAGUUGCAUUUUUUUAUGCUCUUGAACAUAACCAAAUUCAUCACACAAGUUUGUGCGUAUCAAACUGUCGGAAAGACAAAUAAACUACGAAGAGAAUGUGAGUCUGUGACAGCAGUGAAACUGUAGUCGCGAGCAUUUGUUUACAACGAUGGUCUGCUGCGGCUGUUUCAUCAGUGUUCUUGUGUAUUUUUGUUGUAUGCACUAUUAAUUAUUUCUCUGGUUUACACAAGUGUUGCACCCUAGUUUUUAACGUUGUCGUUGUGCAACGGUGAACAAACGCUUACAAAUCAUGUCAACGCGCUGAUAUGACACAAUAAACUUCUGCCAAAUGCA
Molecule: messenger RNA, 4424 nt
Organism: Synchiropus splendidus (mandarinfish)
Lineage: Eukaryota; Metazoa; Chordata; Actinopteri; Syngnathiformes; Callionymidae
Gene: lnpkb
Product: lunapark, ER junction formation factor
Exons: 16
Coding region: 1374-2918 (514 amino acids)
Biological process (GO): endoplasmic reticulum tubular network organization
Cellular component (GO): endoplasmic reticulum tubular network
Source: RefSeq, a predicted model, not a curated record